This is a messenger RNA of Strigops habroptila (Kakapo), 3160 nucleotides long. RefSeq names its product SRY-box transcription factor 21 (gene SOX21). Gene Ontology annotation, biological process: cell differentiation; positive regulation of transcription by RNA polymerase II; negative regulation of transcription by RNA polymerase II. The transcript has a single exon. Gene Ontology annotation, molecular function: DNA-binding transcription factor activity, RNA polymerase II-specific; RNA polymerase II cis-regulatory region sequence-specific DNA binding. NCBI's taxonomy places the organism in Eukaryota, Metazoa, Chordata, Aves, Psittaciformes, Psittacidae. Bases 794 to 1639 code for a protein of 281 amino acids. The record is from RefSeq and is a predicted model, not a curated record.
AGGGGGAGCGGCGCGGCAGGCGGAACGCCCCGCAGCCCGCCCGAAACUUGGCGAAGUUUGUCCGCCGGCGGGAACCAGGAGGCCGCGGCGCCCGGCGGCCGCUUGCGACCGGCGCCCGGCGAGUAUGUGCGAGGAGCGGGCGGAUAGCCGCACCCCCGCGGGCGGAGCGGGGAAGCUGUGAGCGAGGCGGCCCGCACCCGCGGGGCCCCACCGCAGCGACUCAGCCGCCGCGGACCCCGUCCCUGCCACGCCGCGGCGGGCAGCCCCCCGAGCUCCGCGGGCGGCGAUGGCAGCGGGCGGGCUCUGACCGCCGCCCCGUCCGGGGCUCGCCGCCGUACCGGAGACCGUCGAGGAGCACCGCGCCCGCAGCGAAGCGAGGACCCCAGCGUCGCUCCCCUGCCCCCGGCUCCCGCCCUCGCCGUCGAGACUUCUCUGAGGUCCAGCCGGGACUCCGGCCGCUGCUACCGAGAAAGAGCCCUGGCGUGCAGAUCGGCGGCGCGGAGAGAGGCUCCGCGGCCCAGGCGGGGAGCGCCGCCCGUCCCGCUCGCCGCAGUGCCCUGACGGGGAGCCGCCGCCGCUCGGCAGUGGCCCGCUCCCGGAGCGCGGCCGCCGGGGACCGCCGCCGCGCACCCGCCGGAGCCGGGACCGCCACGCCGGGGCACCAGCCGAGAUUGCUUUUGGAGGAGCGGAGCGCGGCGGGACCGAGGAGCAGGAGGAGGCGGGAGAGGGGCCCGGAGGAGGCGGCCGCCGGCGCGGGGCGGACGGCGGCUCGCCGGGGCGGCGGGGGGACACCAUGUCCAAGCCGGUGGAUCACGUCAAGAGGCCAAUGAACGCCUUCAUGGUGUGGUCGCGGGCGCAGCGGCGGAAGAUGGCCCAGGAGAACCCCAAGAUGCACAACUCGGAGAUCAGUAAGCGCCUGGGCGCCGAGUGGAAGCUGCUGACCGAGUCGGAGAAGCGGCCCUUCAUCGACGAGGCCAAGCGGCUGCGGGCCAUGCACAUGAAGGAGCACCCCGACUACAAGUACCGGCCCCGGCGGAAGCCCAAGACGCUGCUGAAGAAGGACAAGUUCGCCUUCCCGGUGCCCUACGGUCUGGGCGGUGUGGCGGACCACGAGCACCCGCACGGGCUGAAGGCGGGCGGGCUGCACGGCGGCGCGGCCGGCGGGCUGGUGCCCGAGUCGCUGCUCGGCAACCCCGAGAAGGCGGCGGCCGCCGCUGCCGCCGCCGCCGCCCGCGUCUUCUUCCCCCAGUCGGCCGCCGCCGCUGCCGCCGCCGCCGCCGCGGCCGCCGCCAGCAGCCCCUACUCCCUGCUGGACCUGGGCUCCAAAAUGGCCGAGAUCUCUUCUUCCUCCUCUUCCUCGGGCUCCGGGCUGCCCUACGCUUCCUCGCUGGGCUACCCCGGCGCCGGCGGGGCGGGCGCCUUCCACGGGGCCGCCGCUGCUGCCGCCGCCGCCGCCGCCGCCGCCGGGGGGCACACGCACUCGCACCCGUCGCCCGGUAACCCGGGCUACAUGAUCCCCUGCAACUGCAGCGCCUGGCCCGGCCCGGGGCUGCAGCCGCCGCUGGCCUACAUCCUCCUCCCGGGCAUGGGCAAGCCCCAGUUGGACCCUUACCCCGCAGCCUAUGCCGCGGCCCUAUGACCCGCGGCCGGGGGAUGCCCGCGCAGAGCCCUGGCGCCCGCCGCGAUGGGUGCCGGUGCUUACGAGCAGCCGGGGAAGGGGGCGAGCCGCCACCGGGGCCGCGGGAAGCGCUGGGGCUGCCGCCGACCUGUUGCGCGUCCCCUCCCACCUAGGAUCGCGUCCCGCCCGCCGCCCCGCGUCGAGCUUGUGUGCGUUUGCAUGCGAUGUUUGCAGAUAGCAGAGCCGAAAAAGAAGAGGAAAAAAAAAAAAAAGAAAAGAGAAAAGAAAAAGGAGAGAAAAAAAAAAAGAAAAGAAAAUAAGCAACAUGCCCUGCCUGCUAGCCCCAAAAAGUGCUUAUUUGGGACAGACAUUGGGAGCUCCGUCCCCCACGACUGCUCCUCUCCGGCCGUGCGUUUCUCCUUCCUCCGCUCCCCACGCCCCGCGCGGAGCUGGGCUCGGGAAAGUCCCGCUGCCGAUAAGGGGGGGACAUGACAGCGCGCCGGGGGGGCCGGGCACGGCAGGGCCGGGCGAGGUGCGGCCCCGUUAAAGGAGGAGCCGCUGCGUGCUUGGUUCGCAGGACCCACGCAAAGGACGAGUCGGCGGUGCGGGGUGCUGCCCGUGCCCUCCGCCCCUGCCCGCGGAGGUUCCGCUGCCGCGGGACGCUGGCAAGCGCGGGUCGUGAUUUCCGCGCGAGGAAAGACGCGUGACUCUCGGUCCCCGUGUGUGUCCGUGUCCCCCCUUCCUCCUCUCCACUAAUUAAGUCUCACCCUCAGACUGUAAAUUUGUAUAUCUCUGUGGAAACGUUAGGUCUCGGAUUGAAAACUCUGUUACUUCUUCCUUCGCCCACGGUCGAUUCAGUUUUAACUUGGGGAAAAAAAAAAAAAAAAAAAGGAAAAAGAAAAGGAAAAAAAAAGAAAGAGGAAUGCCUUUCAAAGGGAAUAAAAAUAUUGCGGGACCGCUCGGGGACCGCAAUAUUAUCUAAGGUUAAAUCAGACUUUUUUGUCUGAGUGAUAAUUAUCUAUUUAUUAUUUAGCUGAACUGAAACAGAGCUUUGCUUUGACAAAAGAGUAUUCUCAUUUAAAAGAAAAAGCCGUCACCCCCGCUGACAUGAAGUGUUUCACGUGUGUUUUGGAGUACCCUACCUGUUUAGCUUAUUUUAGAGCGACUGCAAUUCAAUUGCAAAUGGCGAUUAAAAGAAAAAAACAACAAUUUUUAGAGAGAGAGAAAAAAAAAAUCCUUCAUCAGUUUAGAGUUCUUUUUUUUUUUUAUGUUUACUUUUGUAAUGUGUAUAUUUUGACUAAUGUUUGUGAAUGAAGCUGGCUAACAUGUAUUUAGUUUCAUUUUGGCUUUAUGUAAUAUAAAGUAAAAAAAAGAAAAAAAAAGAUUAAGUAUUUGUUUUAACAUUUACGUGUAAAUGGUUUUCUUGUGUGAUCUUCUAAUUUAAAGUUAGACGUCUAAACUAUAUCUGUAAAUUAGAUUCCGACUACCACUCUGUUCAUUUUUGAACAAAGAGUUUAAAUAAAGCCUGAAGCAGGGAAAAGA